UUUGUGAGCUACGUGUAAAAUACAAAUCACGAUAAUAAUAAAAUCUUCACGGCUUCUUUCGGGACUUCUCUCUAUCCAUCAUCUCUCUCCUUCGUCUGUCCCUCGUUUCCGACGCCCAAAACUCAAAAUUUGUGCAAAAAACUCGAUUCUUAGAUCAUCAGAUCGAUUCGAUCGGAAACCCUAAUUCAUCCGAUUUCAUCAAUUAUCGUCUUCUAUACUCGAAGGAGGUGUAAGCAUCAUGUUUUCCAGGAUGUUUGGUAAACCUAAAGAGGAAACGAAUGCCUUAACAACGUUAGAUAAAUUGAAUGAGACACUUGAGAUGUUAGAGAAAAAAGAGAAUGUCCUUUUAAGAAAGGCUGGGCAAGAGGUCGAGAAGGCCAAGGAAUACACGAGAGCUAAGAACAAAAGAGCUGCAAUACAAUGUUUGAAGAGGAAGAGAUUGUACGAGCAGCAAGUUGAACAACUUGGAAAUUUCCAAUUGCGAAUUCAUGAUCAGAUGAUUAUGUUGGAAGGAGCAAAAGCUACAACAGAGACUGUUGAUGCGUUAAGAAGUGGAGCUGCUGCAAUGAAGGCUAUGCAAAAAGCAACAAACAUCGAUGAUGUAGACAAGACGAUGGAUGAGAUUAAUGAGCAAACUGAGAACAUGAAGCAGAUUCAGGAAGCGUUGUCAAUGCCCAUUGGAGCCGCUGCCGACUUUGAUGAGGAUGAGUUGGAAGCUGAACUUGAGGAGUUGGAAGGAGCAGAGUUGGAGGCACAACUUCUAGAACCUGCAACCCAAACUCCUGCAGCUCCAGUAUAUGUACCGGCAGGAAGGCAACCAACACGGCCUGCUCCUCAGAAGAACAAAGCUGAGGAAGAUGAGUUGGCUGCACUAGAGGCAGAGAUGGCUCUCUGAACAGCAGGUCCUAAAUCAGGCCUAGAGUUACAUAAGAAUCAUCAAUCAUGUAAAGAUUGGUUGGUGGGAAGAUGUCGGUCGGACAGUUACCACUCCAUUCACAUUCACAUAAACAUUGGGUGUUAAAUGUGCAUUUAAAUGCGAAGGAAGAUAAUAUUGUACAAAGAGCUUUAUACAAGUAACAGACAAAAUUUAUCUCUUUAAUUUCUGAAUUCUUGUCACAGGAUCUAAUUGUUUUCUCUUCUUUAUCCUCCGUAUAAUCGUCUGGUAAUCGUUUUUACCCUGUUUUGCGUAUUUGAUGUUAUAUCAACGGGGUCGUAUAUGGUAGACCAAGGAAGUUAACACAGUUCUGUAGCCCACAGUAUUGUGUCUGCCACUGUGGAUCUCCUUGCUGUCUCUAUUUGGUCAUAGAUGAACAGCUUCUUAGCCCUACAAUAUGAUGGCUUGUCUUGCGUUC
Molecule: messenger RNA, 1352 nt
Organism: Papaver somniferum (opium poppy)
Lineage: Eukaryota; Viridiplantae; Streptophyta; Magnoliopsida; Ranunculales; Papaveraceae
Product: vacuolar protein sorting-associated protein 32 homolog 2-like
Exons: 8
Coding region: 239-895 (218 amino acids)
Biological process (GO): vesicle budding from membrane; late endosome to vacuole transport via multivesicular body sorting pathway
Cellular component (GO): multivesicular body; ESCRT III complex; cytoplasmic side of plasma membrane
Source: RefSeq, a predicted model, not a curated record